This is a messenger RNA of Fragaria vesca subsp. vesca, 1743 nucleotides long. Its product is annotated as aspartic proteinase nepenthesin-1-like. The transcript has a single exon. The record is from RefSeq and is a predicted model, not a curated record. Lineage: Eukaryota; Viridiplantae; Streptophyta; Magnoliopsida; Rosales; Rosaceae. Gene Ontology annotation, molecular function: aspartic-type endopeptidase activity. Gene Ontology annotation, biological process: proteolysis. Gene Ontology annotation, cellular component: extracellular region. The coding region runs from base 124 to 1506 and encodes 460 amino acids.
GACGCCAGACCAUGCAUUAGAUAUGACGCAACAUCAAUGAUAUCUAAACCACAGCUCAUAAUAUUACUUAUAUUUCCGACCACCACCUUCUGGAUUAAUUGAUCAAUCUCAUUUCUCCUUGAGAUGGCUUCUUCAGUGAUUCUUUCAAGGUCCAGUUUCGUAUUAAUAAUACUGGGAGUACUAGGUGCACUGUUUGUUAACCCUUCGUGUUCCACUUCAAGACGAGCCCUUGAUCUCCACGACCACAGCUUACAGAUGCAAAGUGGGUUCAAGGUGACUCUAAAACACGUGGAUUCUGGAAAGAACCUGACCAAACUCGAACGUCUUCAACGCCGAAUCAAGCGAGGACGAAAGAGGCUGCAGAGGCUAAAUGCAAUGAAGCUCAAGAGCUCUACAUCACCAGAUAGUCAUACCCGAGUUCAAACUCCGGUUCAUGCAGGCGUGGGAGAGUUUUUGAUGACGUUAUCGAUUGGUACUCCGGCAAAGAGCUUCUCAGCAAUUGUGGACACAGGGAGCGAUCUUAUAUGGACUCAGUGCGAGCCUUGCAAGCAGUGUUAUAAGCAGCCCACCCCGAUUUUCAACCCGAAAAAGUCUUCAUCUUUCUCAAAGGUGUCAUGUACAAGCGACCUAUGUGAUGCACUGCCCUCCUCGAAAUGCAGUAACCAAAGCUGCGAGUAUUACUACACUUAUGGCGAUUCUUCAUCAACUGAGGGGAUCCUCGCAACCGAAACGUUCUCUUUCGGAGAUGUUUCUAUUCCGAAAGUUAGUUUUGGAUGUGGGGAAGACAACGAGGGUGGUGGGUUCAGCCAAGGUGCGGGGCUCGUAGGGUUGGGGCGGGGAACCUUGUCGUUGGUUUCGCAGCUCAAGGAGCCUAAGUUCUCCUAUUGCCUUACAUCCGUGGACGACACACAAAGUACGAGCACACUUUUGAUGGGGUCAGUAGCAAGCUUGAACAGCACUACACCAUCAUCUGAGGUUGCAAACAUCAAAACCACCCCUUUGAUCAAGAACCCAUCACAGCCUACUUUUUACUAUCUUUCCCUCGAAGGAAUCACUGUAGGAGGCACUAGCUUGCCUAUUGAAAAAGACACAUUCGCACUAGGAGAUGAUGGUGGCGGUGGCCUAAUCAUAGACUCUGGGACAACCCUUACUUACCUUGCACAGGAUGCUUACGAUGCUGUUGUGAAAGAAUUCUCUUCCCAGAUGGAACUUCCGGAGAAGGAUGCGAUUGACACGGUAGGGCUAGACCUGUGCUUCGAAUUGCCAGAGGAUGCUACCAAGGUAGAGGUGCCCAAGCUGGUAUUUAAUUUCAAGGGUGCUGAUUUAGAACUGCCCAGUGAGAAUUAUAUGAUUGCAGAUACGGAUGUGGGAGUCAUUUGCUUGGCUGUUGGGAGCGCUGGCGAUAUGUCUGUGUUUGGGAAUUAUCAGCAGCAGAAUAUGCUGGUUCUCCAUGAUAUAGUCAAGGAGACGAUCUCGUUUGUUCCCACAAAAUGCGACCAGUUGUGAUGAUGUUGAUAUACAUGUUGUUUGCUAUAUAGUAUCAUGAAUUUCAAUCAUUUUAUUCUUCUCUCUCCAUUGAGGUAGGGGAAACGCAACGUUGAUCGAUGUAUAAAUCUAUAUAUCUAGGAUAACCAUGUACCGAAUCCGUAUGUGGUUAAGGACUCAAACUUUCAAUUACAUGCAUGCAUGUAUGGAAAAUAUAUAAUUUGUAACUCAACCAUAUCUAUACAAAUUUGUUUUGGU